Molecule: messenger RNA, 2811 nt
Organism: Cutaneotrichosporon cavernicola
Lineage: Eukaryota; Fungi; Basidiomycota; Tremellomycetes; Trichosporonales; Trichosporonaceae
Exons: 12
Coding region: 1-2811 (936 amino acids)
Biological process (GO): DNA-templated transcription; regulation of DNA-templated transcription
Molecular function (GO): DNA binding; DNA-binding transcription factor activity, RNA polymerase II-specific; zinc ion binding
Source: RefSeq, a predicted model, not a curated record
AUGCGUGACGUCCCCAGCCCUGGUCUCACACAUGGCGAGCAUAUGGGCUGGGGCGCCGGACCCCAUGCAUCAGUGUCCCCGUCAACGAUGGACAUGCCCCGCCCCGGUUCGAGCAGGCGCUGGAGCCCACCAGCAAUGUCGCCCCGCUUCACCGAAAGGCUACCUUCCCUGUCCGACUACCCCCAGCCUCCUUCCGCUGCCACUUACGCGCCACGCCACUGGGAAGCGCCACCGUCCCCCAACCCUCUCCCACCAGGCUAUGCAAAGGCACCAAGCCCUCAGGACACCGCUGCCCCCGAGCCGAAGAGGAAGAAGCGCCGUCAGGCCUUUUCGUGUGCGGAGUGCGCGAAGCGCAAACAAAAGUGUAACCGCGAGACACCAUGUCAACAUUGCGUGAGCCGCAAGGUGCCGCACCUCUGUGUUCCCAGCGCACGGUCAGGAUCGCCGCCACCCAGGCCCAAGCCCAAAACAGAGGUCGAAGGCAACACUGCGACGUCGCGCUCAAAGAUUCCCGAACAGGCAGCGACACCUAUUGCUCUGAACGGCCGUGUCCAUAAGCUAGAGCGCAUUGUCAAUGCCGUCCUUAAUCGUGUCGAUGGCCUGGAGAACAGCAACGCCUUGGCCGAGUGGAGGCAGACCCACCAGCCAGCAGGCUCACCUCCGGCCGUGCACGCGAAGCUUGAGCUUCCCGUGUCUGCGUCACCCGCAACUUCUGGCGCGCUGGGCCGCAUGGAGUCUGAGACCGCAGACGACGUGUGGCUCGGUGGCCUGGACCGCGGCACUGUCAGCCGAAACCCGCUGCCGCAGAGCGAAACUCGAACGCCACUUGGCCUCGACUACCAUGGAUCAGUACGUGAACAGCUGGAGAAUAUUGUCGACGAAGGUGGCACCGUCACUCUCCGGAAGGCUCUUCGGGACCUGCCUCCAAAGGACAGCGCCGACAAGCUCGUCGCUUUUUUCUUUACAAAGGUCAAUCCGAUUCGCUACCCAAUAGACGAGCACUUGUUUCGACAAGCUUACGAAGCUGUCUACGCUUCCGGGGCUGACAUUACCCCGGCCUCGGUGCUGGCGCUCCCCCUGAUAUUUGUUGUCCUGGCGAUUGCAAUCAGACUGUCCCCGGAAGGCACGUCGGAGAACAACACCGUCGAGCAGAGGCGCAAGGCUAGCAUGAAACUGCUCUGGGGCGCACAGUUUGGUAUCAUGGUCUCGACGUCACUCAACGCCGAGAACUUGCAGCUUGUCGAGACGCGCAUCCUUAUCGGCCUCUAUCUCGUGCUCAUGCAUGAACGGCGGCUCGCGGAGGGCUGGCUCCAGUUCCGUGCUGCCACCGCGACUGCAACUGCGCUCUGCUUGCACCGUGACGGCAGUCUUCUUGACAUGGACCCGUACAUGACAGAAUAUCGUCGCCGCCUCUGGUCCUACUUGUGCCAUGCCGACGCCACGUACUCGUGUCUCCUCGGCCGUCCAGUGUCGAUCAACCCCAAUUUUUACGACACAAAGGAACCGAGCAAUGUCGAGUUGUCGUCGCUCCUCAACUCCGACACCAUGCCCCGCUCAAAACCGCUCGAUGAGCCGACGUUCGCCACUUUCCUCAUCUUACGGAACCGCCUCGCUGGUAUCGUGUCUCAGAUCGUGAACCAGUUCCAGAAACUGCACAAUCCGAUCAAGUACUGCGACGUCCAGGCGAUCGACCAGCAGCUCCGCAAGCUCCAUGACGACCUUCCUCGUCAAUUUCAGAUGCUCACCCCGGACAAGUCUCUCGAUAAGGCACAGCCCUUCCUCGCGGUGCACCGCUACUACAUCCAGACUGAAAUACUCCACUUUACGAUAAUCCUUCAUCGGCCGUGGUUUUUACGUCAAGUACGAAGUCUGAAGUACGCUCUGUCGCGGCGGGCAUGCUUCGAGGCGGCCAUCACGGAUUUCAAAAUUCGUCAGGCAUUCCACAAGGAGAACCCCGACUUCUUCGAGACGCUUCUGGGAGGCUCGUUCCGCGAGUUUAACUGCGCAAUGAUCGCGGGGAUUAACCUCUUACUGGAGCCCAACUCGCCAUACGCUUCGGACAUGUGGAAGAUUAUGACCAACUUCAUGGAACACAACCCCUACAGCCCGAACAGUGACGAGUUCAGCCGGAGGGAGGCCGCAAUUAUCCACACUCUCAACAAGCGCGCUUCCUCGCUGCGCCGUUCACAGAGUGGGGAGUCGGGUGGGGAGGAUCUCUUUCAUCCCUUACAGGACAACACGUCCUUUGAACGUGGCGGCCGUCCAUUCUCACACACGAGGGGAAACUCAAGAGCGACUAGGGAGUCAUCGAGACCAAGCUCGUCUCGCGCCAGCCGCGCAGGCAGUGCUGUUUCGGCGCAGGACACACCGGCCGCGGCGAGCCAAGGUUUGGAGACUCCGCCGUCUGAUGUUGCUGCCAACCCGGACCAGAUCCAGGAUUUGUUCAACAAAUUUCUCACUGCGAACUCUGAGUUCGGACGUGACGGAGGCAAGCCGAAGGAGCUGCGGCCCAGUCUUGUCUCGAACCAGUCCCUCCUCGGGGUCCUUGGCCUCACGAUGCCUGUUGUCGACGUCCUUACCGAUGCUGUUGAGAAGAACGUGAUGGCCGACGCUGUUCCCGAUGCUGAGCUGCACGACCAGCAGUUCGCAGGCGACUCGAGCCUCGCGUUUGGCGCGAUCCCAUCCAGCUUAUACCCGCUUCACGACGUCGUCUCUGCAAGCAAGGAAGUCAACUCGCCGCAGUACUGGGACACAUUUGCGAACAGUACGCCGCCGUUUGAUACGAAACUAACGCCACGCCUUCAUCUCUGA